Molecule: messenger RNA, 892 nt
Organism: Trichechus manatus latirostris (Florida manatee)
Lineage: Eukaryota; Metazoa; Chordata; Mammalia; Sirenia; Trichechidae
Gene: LAGE3
Product: L antigen family member 3
Exons: 3
Cellular component (GO): EKC/KEOPS complex
Source: RefSeq, a predicted model, not a curated record
GCGGGCACCGCAUGCCCCCGGGCCGGGCGGAGACGCGGAGCCCGCGGCCGGACGUCCCGGAAGCGGACUGCACGAAUUGUAUCCUCGCCGAGCACCCUCACCGUGCCCUUCCGGUCGCCCCUGGAGGCGGAGAUCGCCCGCGGGUCCCUGGCCCCAGAUGCUGAACCGCACGGAGGGGUGGUUCAUAAGGAGUUCACACUGAACGGCAGCGUCCUGGCUGUCCGAUGGACUGCUGAAGACCCUCGCCUCCUCCGGAUUUCCAUCAUCAACUUCCUCGAUCAGCUUUCCCUGGUGGUGCGGACCAUGCAGCGCUUCGGGCCCCCUGUUUUCCGCUAAGCCUCAGCCGGGAAGAGGGGCUGAGGCCUAAGUUUGUGUUUCCCCCACGCCGAGGCAGUGCGUCCUUCCCUGGGCACUGACUCCUGGAGUAGUUGCCGCUUUAGGAUGGGGGCCUAACUGUUGGCCUGCGUUGGCUCUUGGGCGCUCUCGGCCAAAUUGUUUUGUUUCCCCGUUGUUGGAGGAGGGGGGGGGGUGUUGAAAGGUUUGUCACAGCGGAAAAUAAAACUGAGCUUCUAUUCCGUGUCUGAAUUCCUUUGCAGCUCCCACACCUCCAGAGUUUCUUGUCCUCGGGUUGGAGGGGAGGUUCAGGGACUCAGAUAUUCAGGUAGUACAGGGUAAUUGAAGACAGUGUGGGAAAUGGAAGAAAAUGGAAAUCACUCAUGUCCUGUCAUUCAGCAUUCACUACUGUCAACAUUUUGGAAUAUUUUCUUAGUUUUGCCGUUGUAUUUAUACAUUACAUGUAUAACAAUAAAGUUUUUCUAAGUUCAACAUUUUUUUUCCUAAUUUUUUUUUCCGCUUAACAUUGAGCUUUUCCUCUUUCUACAAAUUCUUCAAA